UGCAACAGCAGGCUGAUGUAAUGGAGACACAGUUAUUGUCGAGAAUGAAUACAACAGUCUGUUUUUCGACAACACACCGUGAAUGUGGCGGAAACAAAAUAGCGUGGAGAAGGGGGCAGGAUUGUUCCGAAAUAACAUUUACAUAACCCGCCCCUGCAUAACGAGCUGUCCCGUUCAGUCUGCGUGGUCCACAGUGCCGCUACUCGAAACAGACAACCAGGGAGGAAAUAUACCGGCAGGAAGGACUGUCACCGUCUCUAAAACUAUCAACAUGAUCAUUAUAAUCGAAGAUAAGGAGGGCUUCGACAAGGCCCUGGAGGAGGCAGGAGAUAAGCUGGUGGUGGUGGACUUCACAGCCACGUGGUGCGGCCCCUGUCAGAGCAUCGCUCCUUUCUUCAAGGGUCUGUCUGAGAAUUAUCAGAGUGUGGUCUUCCUGAAGGUUGACGUGGACGACGCACCGGAUGUGGCCAGUUUCUGUGACAUCAAGUGUAUGCCAACAUUCCACUUCUACAAGAACCAGAAGAAGGUGGAGGAGUUCUCAGGGUCCAAUCAGGCCAAACUGGAGGAGCUGGUCAACACUCACAAAUAAACACACACCCGUCUGUCUCCUCUCCUCUCUCUCACCUGUCUGAGGACAGUUGUCUCCUCUCCAGCUCUCCUCUGUCUCAAUUCACCUGAGGACGCCCCAAAGCCUUCCACCCUCUCCUCAACUGAUUUGACAGGAUGCCUGAAUGCCUUCCACCCAAUCCUCCCUAGAAUAUGCCUUUCACCUUCCUCUGUUAUCACCGGUUUCUCUCUCUCCCCAUCUCCCUCCUUUCUCCCCCCGUCUCUCUCUCUCUCCCCCCGUCUCCCUCCUUUCUCCCCCCCCACUCUCUCUCU
Molecule: messenger RNA, 879 nt
Organism: Oncorhynchus tshawytscha (Chinook salmon)
Lineage: Eukaryota; Metazoa; Chordata; Actinopteri; Salmoniformes; Salmonidae
Product: thioredoxin-like
Exons: 5
Coding region: 83-589 (168 amino acids)
Source: RefSeq, a predicted model, not a curated record